Penicillium manginii is the source of this 1395-nucleotide messenger RNA. Its product is annotated as glycoside hydrolase family 16 protein. The coding region runs from base 1 to 1395 and encodes 464 amino acids. The record is from RefSeq and is a predicted model, not a curated record. The transcript is spliced from 2 exons. NCBI's taxonomy places the organism in Eukaryota, Fungi, Ascomycota, Eurotiomycetes, Eurotiales, Aspergillaceae.
AUGAAGUCGGGCCGUCUUUCAUCAGGCAUUUUGCCACUUGCCUCACUCUCACUCCUCUCGUAUGGCACACUCGUCUUGUCCAAUCUAGAUCCUCUCACAAACACAACAUCAACCAAUCCUUCUAGCAAGUUACUUCAUGAUUGCGAUUGCUUCACCAUCUCCGGGCCAGAUCCGGGCUACUAUCAACACUACAAGCUUUGGGACUUCCGCACGGUCUCGUUCGAUAGACGAAUCGAUUCGAUACUACCGCCACCUGGUGUCGGUGACUCAGACGACGAGGAAUUUGCAGAUGAGGAUGAUACCGAGUCUUUCGCCCACGAGGGAAAUGGCCAAUCCAUGUGGUUCUUCGAAACGACUUUCGACAAGGAUUGGAUGAGCCAGGAAUGGGACCGCCCAGGAAACUCCAGAGCCCCAGUGGACAUGAUCAACUCCAAGCGAAAUGUCUUCUUCACCAGAAACUACGAGCUGGACGAUCCCCAUGCAACAUACCUCGCUCUCCGCACCACACGCCACGAGCACUAUACCUCCACCGCAGAGAUUGAGACCCGAGUCCGCAACAUCUACCGCUGCUCUCUUCGCGUCAGACUUCGCAUCUUGCCAGCAAGUAUCUCUAUUUCGUCGCCAUCCAAUGUAUCAAACGACAGUUCCUGGCAACCUUCCAUUCCAGCCCUCAACAAUGUGCCGGGGUUGGUUGCCAACAGCACGACCGCGAGCACAGGGGAAAGACCUCAUCCCGGUGCCUGCGUCGGCAUCUUCACAUACCAUGCGCGAAACUGCGAGUCAGAUAUUGAAAUCCUAACCAGCGAUCCCUCCUACCGCGUCCGAUACGCAAAUCAACCCGACUACGACCCCGUCACCGACGAAAUGAUCCCCGGCGCAAGCACAGUCGCCGACCUACCCGUCCCUGGACCCAUUGGUCUACGCAUCGACUCGACUGGCUCAACGAUGCCUCACGCUGGUGGGCUGGUCAUCAACCUCUGGAGUGACGGCAGCGUCUGGACCGGCGACAUGGCGCUGGGCGAUAGCAUUCUCCUCGGAAUCGAAUAUAUCGAGCUUGCCUAUAAUCGGUCCUCGGAUGGGUCGUGGGGAAUCGAUAUCCCGCCCUCGCAGCGACAUGGUGGGCACCAGAAGCCGAAUGAUAGAGUGUCUAUUUCGGAUCUUGAGGAGCUGGAGGAAGAAUCGUGGGAGCCGGAUACGGAUUUGGUCAUUGGUAGCGCGAAGAAGAAAAAGAAGAAGUGCAAGAAGGGUCGCAAGGGCAUAAAGUGUAGGAAGAAGCUGGUCGGUCACCCUAGCCCUAAGCCCAAGAACCCGUCGCAUCAUGGUCCAAUGGAGCCGGCUUGUCGACGCCCCUGUUAUAUCGAUGGCGAGGACUUCAGACAUCAUGUUCUUGGUUGA